AUGUGAGAGUUCACACACAUCACACACUAGUAUUGUCACCACUGCAUAACCUUCUGUUGCGCUUUUCUUCCUUCCUUCGUUUCCAAUCCACAAAACUGAACUUGAACGAUGAAAACUGAACUUAAUUCUCGUCUUCUUCUAAAACCCUAAACCCCAAUUCUUCAUCAUCAAAACUAAAACAACAACCCUCACAAGUGUUACAAUGGCCGUGCUUGCCCUUACUAACCCAAGUUCUAUUCGCCACAAUGCAUUCUCUUAUUCUUCUUCUUCCUCUUUCGCUCUCAGAACAAGAACGUGCGUCACCGCACCCCCGCGACGCCGUUUCGCGUCCGUGAGGUGCUGCUCCUUCUCGACACUCGAGAGCGCGAAGAUUAAGGUUGUCGGCGUCGGGGGCGGCGGGAACAAUGCCGUUAACCGCAUGAUUGGUUGCGGAUUGCACGGUGUAGAAUUUUAUGCUAUAAAUACCGAUGCUCAGGCACUGUUGCAUUCUGCGGCCGAGAACCCUAUCAAAAUUGGAGAGCUUCUGACUAGGGGAUUAGGUACUGGGGGAAAUCCACUUUUGGGGGAACAAGCUGCUGAGGAAUCUAAAGAUGCUAUUGCUAGUGCUCUUCAAGGAUCUGAUUUAGUGUUCGUAACUGCUGGCAUGGGUGGGGGAACUGGGUCUGGUGCUGCACCAGUAGUGGCCCGAAUAGCAAAAGAGGCAGGUUACUUGACUGUAGGUGUAGUUACUUAUCCCUUCAGUUUUGAAGGACGCAAAAGAUCAUUGCAGGCACUGGAAGCCAUUGAAAAGCUGCAGAAAAAUGUGGAUACUCUUAUAGUGAUUCCAAAUGACCGCCUCCUUGACAUGGCUGAUGAGCAGACCCCUCUUCAGGAUGCUUUCCGUCUGGCAGAUGAUGUUCUGAGGCAAGGAGUGCAGGGAAUAUCAGACAUCAUAACAAUACCUGGGCUUGUAAAUGUGGAUUUUGCUGAUGUAAAAGCUGUGAUGAAAGACUCUGGAACUGCAAUGCUUGGUGUGGGUGUUUCCUCCAGUAAAAACCGUGCCGAAGAAGCUGCAGAGCAGGCUACUUUGGCUCCCUUAAUCGGCUCUUCUAUUCAGUCAGCUACUGGAGUGGUGUAUAAUAUUACUGGAGGAAAAGACAUAACUCUGCAGGAAGUAAACAGAGUGUCUCAGGUGGUGACAAGUUUAGCUGACCCUUCUGCCAAUAUCAUAUUCGGUGCCGUUGUUGAUGAUCGCUACAAUGGGGAGAUUCAUGUGACUAUCAUUGCAACUGGCUUCUCGCAGUCCUUCCAAAAGACACUACUAACAGAUCCAAGGGCAGCAAAGUUGCUUGACAGAGUGCCUGAGGGCCAAGAAAGCAAGGCAGCUUCCUCUCCUCUCAAAUCCUCAAACUAUCCAACAGUUGGAUCUAGAGCAUCCCCACGAAAGCUCUUCUUUUAGUUACAUAGUUCUUUCACACUUUUUUUUUUGGUUGUAGUUAAUAUCUUUGCUUAUCUUGAAGAUUAAUUGAGAUGUCAUUCUGGUGAUGGUGUCUUUCAAAUAUGGAGCUUGCUUUUACGAACUUCUUUUCUUCAAAAUGUUGGCUAUUUUCAUGAUUCGUUAGUCAGACUCUUGGUAACAAACAGCUUGUUUGUAGCUCACUCAAACAGCAUUUUUGUCAAA
Messenger RNA from Vigna umbellata (rice bean), 1660 nucleotides. Its product is annotated as cell division protein FtsZ homolog 1, chloroplastic-like. Gene Ontology annotation, molecular function: GTP binding; GTPase activity. NCBI's taxonomy places the organism in Eukaryota, Viridiplantae, Streptophyta, Magnoliopsida, Fabales, Fabaceae. The record is from RefSeq and is a predicted model, not a curated record. Gene Ontology annotation, biological process: cell division; chloroplast fission; microtubule-based process. Gene Ontology annotation, cellular component: microtubule; chloroplast; cytoplasm.